Molecule: messenger RNA, 1245 nt
Organism: Pistacia vera
Lineage: Eukaryota; Viridiplantae; Streptophyta; Magnoliopsida; Sapindales; Anacardiaceae
Exons: 1
Coding region: 1-1245 (414 amino acids)
Source: RefSeq, a predicted model, not a curated record
AUGUUGAGCCAAAUUAUCAAAUCACCCCUCUUCCUCGCCGUCUCAUUUUCCGCUAUCGUUUAUCUCAUCUACACAAGCAGCCUCGUCUCUAAUGGCGCCCUCAUUAAUAAUCUUUGUGUAUACUCUGCAGAAAAAUUAGUAUUACAAACUUCCAUUUUGGAUUCCAACACCACCAUACUACCACUAAAGCGAGAGACGAAUGAAGAAAAAGAAGAUAGUGAAACUCCUGAUCCUCUGAUUCCUCCUCCUGAUUUGACAAUACAAAAAAGAAUAGAAUGGUUCCGGGGAAAAGUUCCGGAACUUGAUGUUCUCAAAUCAGACGACUCCGGUCAGAAAUUUCAUGGUCGGGUUCUGGAAUUCUUUGAUAAAAAUUGUACAAAUCAGUUCUUCAUGAUUUGGUUUUCACCCGCGCGGACAUUUGGACCGAGAGAAUUCUUGGCGGUUGACACUCUAAUGAAGGCCAACCCUCAAGCGUGCUUGAUGAUUUUAUCAAGAACUCUAGACGGGCGGCGUGGCUACAAAAUCUUGAAACCAUUACUUGAUCGCGGGGUUAAGAUUGUUGCAGUUACUCCCGAUGUGCCAUUUGUAGUGAAGAACACACCAGCUGAAGCCUGGCUUGAAGAAUUAAAGAGUGGAAACAAGGACCCUGGAAAGUUUCCAUUAUAUAAUAAUCUUUCCAAUCUCAUUAGACUUGCCAUUUUAUACAGGUACGGAGGUGUUUACUUGGACACAGAUUUCAUAGUUAUGAGAAACUUCACAGGGUUGAGGAAUGCGGUUGGUGUGCAAGUUAUAGAUCGAAACACUCAAAACUGGAGCUCGGUGAAUAAUGCAUUGAUGAUCUUUGAUAUUGCGCAUCCAAUUUUAGUCGAAUUCUUGAGGGAAUUCGCCACAACUUUUGAUGGAAACAUAUGGGGGCAUAACGGGCCUAACAUGCUUUCUAGAGUUAUUCAGAGGCUGAACGUUGGAGGCACAGCUCCUUAUAACAUUACAAUUUUACCAAUAAAGGCGUUUUAUCUAGCGGGUUGGCUUCAGAUACCCGAGCUGUAUAAGAAACCGACGACAGAGCAAGAAUCGAAACGGGUGGAAGACACGGUGGCUGAGCUUAACAGAGAGAGCUAUGCGCUACACCUAUGGAACAGGUUAACAAGAGAUUUGGUAAUUGAAGAGGGAAGUGUUAUACAAAGAACAAUUGCAUCUCGCUGUUUCAUUUGCCGAGACACGUAUAAUUCUUCGAUAACCAUUUAA